Molecule: messenger RNA, 1597 nt
Organism: Neltuma alba
Lineage: Eukaryota; Viridiplantae; Streptophyta; Magnoliopsida; Fabales; Fabaceae
Exons: 5
Coding region: 88-1269 (393 amino acids)
Source: RefSeq, a predicted model, not a curated record
UCAGUCGGGAGUGGAUUUACAGUUUUACACGCAGUGAACGGCUUCCAGAUAUACUAUUGCUAUAGUUUGGGCUAUCGUCGAGAUUCAAUGCCUGGAAAUGAAAAGGCCUUGAACAGCCGGGAAGAACUUUCUGGCUUUAUAUUCAUGUGUAAUCAUGUUACAAAGCCAGAAUGCUACCAAUUCCGAGUUUUUGGGCUCCCAGAAUGGAGAAAGGAAGUUGUAGAGAAAAUACAGCCUGGCACGUACCUUUUCCUGUUUGAUUAUGAUUUAAAGCUUCUCUAUGGCACAUAUACAGCAACCUCUAGUGGGAAGCUAGGGAUAGAAGAAUCAGCUUUUGGUGGAAAAUUCCCAGCCCAGGUGAAGUUUAAGAUUCAUCAGGACUGUUUACCCUUGCCAGAGGGCUGCUUUAAACACGCAAUUCAAGAUAAUUACCAGAAAGAUGGUCGCAAAUUUAGUCCUGAGCUCAAUCUUGGACAAGUAAGAAGUAUAUUAUCACUGUUUCGUCCGAUAUUGAUUAACAAGCAAAUUAUUAUGCCAACUUCGGCCCCGGCACUGUCCAUGCAAUACCAAACUUCAAAGAACCAGCUUCAGCCCCCUGUGCGGCCUGUUGCUGUGCAAAAUACUUAUUCUGCUGGGAAUAGUGGUAGUUUUGGUAAAUCGGUGGCAGAACCUCAGUAUACACGUCAGAAUAUGACGUACCAAUACCAUCAACCUGAAUGUCGCUCCUUGACUAGUAUGGGUACCAUUCAUGGUCAAGCGUCGCAAGAUUCUCUGCGUGCACGUCAGAUUGACUUAAACCCACAGCCUGACUUUUCUUCCUCCAGGGUAAGUAUGGGUGGCAGUUAUGCUCAAUCCCUGCCACGUCCUCAACAUGCAUAUACCUUGAAUCCACAGUCUAAUUUUCAUUCAUCAACGUUGAAUAUGGUUAGCAGCCAAGCUCAGCCAAUAUCAGAUCCUCAAUAUGUGCAUCACAACGUUCUAGAUCCACGACCAAAUUUUAAUCCCUACUUAAAUGUGGGCUAUGUCAAUCCUAUUAUGCUGUCACAUGCUUCGUCAUCAUCUACUGUUCCAUAUCAUUCUGGUCAAACUGGGGACAGAUACAUUCCUGAAGCUGUCACCUCCGCUUCUUAUCCAUAUCAAGGUGCAGUUUCUGUUACGAAGUCUGGAGCGAUUGAAGGGAUAAUGCAUGGUGAUCAACAGACUGGUGUGGGAAACGAGUGCUGUGGGCCAUCCUUGCGGACGUGGAAAAAUAUUACUCAUCAACAAUAGCAUGCUGUUGAACGCUGCAAAACCUGUGCUCGGGUUGCUUCUCAAUCACAUACCAACUACUGACUGUGACUGAUUCUUGGUCUGGGAGUUCAGGAUGCUUUAUGUACUUAUGCAGGGGUAAAUCGAAGUUGCUUUUCAGCGAGUGAUGGAAACCGAAGUAGUGUGGUUGUCUUUUAUGUUCCCUGUUACUAAGGAAUUUUGCACAACGUAUAGUCUUUAGAGCUAGGGGGUUUAGUGUGUCUUCAAAGUACAGCCCCUAUAGUUACCUAACCUAUUGAAGUUGCUUUUGUUGGUGAAUGGAUCAUUGAAACUUGUUCAAAAAUUAGUU